Spea bombifrons (plains spadefoot toad) is the source of this 2185-nucleotide messenger RNA. It is a transcript of the gene OMA1, whose product is annotated as OMA1 zinc metallopeptidase. NCBI's taxonomy places the organism in Eukaryota, Metazoa, Chordata, Amphibia, Anura, Pelobatidae. Gene Ontology annotation, biological process: mitochondrial protein processing; protein quality control for misfolded or incompletely synthesized proteins. The coding region runs from base 367 to 1896 and encodes 509 amino acids. Gene Ontology annotation, cellular component: mitochondrial inner membrane. The record is from RefSeq and is a predicted model, not a curated record. Gene Ontology annotation, molecular function: metalloendopeptidase activity. The transcript is spliced from 9 exons.
UGUACACCCACAACAAUAACUAUUGUCGAGGUAACCGCCACAAAGGUGAAAAUAUAUGCACGGCACAGUGUUUGUUUAAACUUUCUGCACGAUAACAAGAUGAACAAGCUGGUGGCUUAGAUGGGUGUACAAAUAUGGCGCCCUCUGUAGGGAAGCAAGAUCUUUCCCACCGUCUCUCUUCCGAGUGUGGGCAUUCCUUGCCCCCAGGCACAGCUUCCUGACCUGCACUUGUAGCUGGUGGUCGUUAUAGUAGCGUUUACACAGGUGGUCCCUGGGACCGGGCCGGCUGUAGCCUGUGACCCUGGCUUGCCCUUCUCUGCCCUCCAAGCCAAGUUGGGAUUAAUUUCAACAUUUACAUGAAAGAAAAUGGAAUUCUUCUGCCAUUUUCGGAGCGCUAAACAGAAGAUCUUGACUUUUGCCGGACUCGUUUCAGAGAGUCUGCCCAGAAAUACGUUUCAUUGCUCUGCGUUAAAGACUAAAUCCUCACCGACAUGGAGCAAGAAUAUAAAUCCGGGACAUUAUCGGCGUGAUACGAAUCUCCAGCGUCCCAGCUUUAUUCUGUCACAUAGAUCGGACUUCUCUAUGAAGGGCAGAACACAGAGUAGAAGCCAACAUACAUUUCACAGAACGAACGGGGUGUUAAGUAUUGACUGGUCACAGAGGGGCUGCUUAACUCCGCGCGUGCCAAGAAUCGAUGAAAUCGCCGUCCGUUCGCCAACCCGUCAGCCCAUGUACUCCAGACCCAUCCACACCACUGCUCAACGUAACGUUCUGCUGCCACCCCACGUGUGGAUUCUUAUUAAACCGGCACAGAAGCUCUUUGCGAUAAUCCUCGGCAGGAGUGUAAGGAAAUGGUGGAAAAGUCUUCCCUCCAACAAGCGGCAGCUGUUUAAAGAGAACGUCAGACGGAACAAGUGGAAGCUGUCGGGCAGCGUCGCCGCGCUGGGGAUCGUCUUCGUUCUCUUCUAUUGCACCCACUUAGAGGAAAGUCCCAUCACGGGGCGCAGCCGGCUGCUGGUGUUCAGAAAAGAGCAUUACAAUUUCCUCACUAACCUGGAGUAUGAGAGCCUGAUUGAAGAAUUUAAGGAUGCGAUGCUUCCCGUGGAAGAUUCUCGUUAUCAGCUUGUCCAGAAAAUUGUAGACCAUCUUAUCGCCUGCAACGGUGACCUUCCAGGGGUGUCUGAAAUUGAGUGGGUUGUCCACGUCGUGGAGAAACCAGAUAUUAACGCUUUUGUGCUGCCGAACGGCCAAAUCUUUGUUUUUACCGGCAUGCUGAAGGCCGUAGCGGACACCCACCAGCUUUCCUUCAUCCUGGGCCACGAACUCGCCCAUGCCCUCCUCGAGCACACGGCCGAGAUGGCCAGUGUCAGCCACUUCCUGGACUUCCUUUUCCUCAUUUCGCUUGCCGCGAUCUGGGCUCUCUGCCCCAUGGACAGCCUCGCAGUCGUCGGCCAGUGGAUCCAGUCCAGACUUAAAGAGUAUAUGUUUGAUCGACCCUUCAGCAGGACGCUCGAGGCGGAAGCCGACCGAGUGGGACUCCAGCUGGCCGCCAAGGCCUGCAUCGACGUGAGAUCCAGCUCAGUCUUCUGGAAACAAAUGGAGCUUUCGGAGACCCUGGAAGGGCAGCCGCGGACCCCGGAGUGGCUUUCCACCCACCCAUCCCAUGAAAACCGAGCCGACCACCUGGACCGGCUCAUACCGGAGGCUCUGAAACUAAGAGAAAUGUGCAACUGUCCUCCUCUACCUCUUCCUGACCCGAGAUUAAUUUUCAGCCUGAGCGUGAAUCGUCUCCUACAAUCCUCCGAGACGAGGGAGUCGAAGGCGCUAAAAGGAGAGCUCGUGCCCAUCGGAGUGAGCGACCGAGUCCCGCUGCCUCCCGCGGUCAAAGCCGUUUAGUGGAUUACGCAACACUUCGAACACUAAAUUGAUCGCGAAAAAGUGCGACAACAUGUAACGUUUCGCUUCAAAGUGUCUUCUAGACCUCGGCGGGGUUACCACGUUCUCGGCUCUCCUCGGGGAAACAUUUUGGGUUUCUUUCUGUUAUUUUUAAUUUAAGAUUUAGUUUAAUAAUCUUAAAAUGGUAAGACUUUUUAUUUUUUGGGCAGUGGUAAUUAUGUAACUUUCACAAAUAAUGCUGAUUAUGAAAACAAUUUCGAUCUGUAAUAGGAAAAAAAAACUAAUUUAU